ACUGUGUGUUUUUUUGGUAAAAAUAAACGUUGUAAUCAAUUUGUCAGUUCCCUUUAUAUUAUGAACUAUUUCUGAAUUUUUCGGACGAAGAAUAAGAAUGGAAAUAGUUGUUGCGGUCUAGAUAACUAACGAAUGCUAAUGCCGCCAAGUGUUUUAAAGAGAUAUAAUUCAAAUAUGGAUAAGGGAUUUUGAGACUGGAGAUGGCAGCAAAUUCUUCACAGAGCAAAAGUGAUAGUGACUCAGAUCCAGAUGAAAAUAAUCAUCUACCUAGACCUCUACAAUUAGAUUUAGGAGAUGACUUAGUCCAUAAUCCUGAUAACGGCAGGUUAGGAUUUCAAGCGUCUUCAGUAUCCGAUGCAUCCAAAAAAGAAGACAAUCCCUUCUCUUUUAAACACUUUUUGAGAGGUGGAUCAAGUUUUCCAACUUCUCGGUCUAGUGUGUAUAGGGAUAAUCGAUCGCACAACAACUCUGACAUUUAUGAACCUAAUCACUCUAGAAAAUUGCCAGAAUACUCAUCGGCCUUGCCAGACUUUGUUCAGGAUCAUCUUGUUGUUGAACAAUGUUUGCUAGGUGCAACACCAGUCACUUCUUCAUGCAGUUUAGAUUUACCUGAGUUAGCACAUUGUUCAAUUGGCCCAAGAAAUGGAGACCUCAUUCAAAGGAAUCAUAGUCCAGUUCAAGAAGUUGGAGGUCACAUUCCUCUCGAUUUACCCGGUUUGCCUCUAGGUGGCACCUUUCCUUUGGAUCUUCCUUUAAACAAUGGAUCUGGACAGUCUAGAAAUAUACCUAUAGUGGCAGAGGUGAAUAAUGCAAGCAGUCUGCCCGACUUUCUCGCGGACGGAGCAGUUUGCCCUAGUAGUGACGGAUCGCCACUAAAUUCAACAGUUACGAACGGACAUGAGGUCAACGAAUGUGGUGACUUAGAGACUCUACGUCGACAGUUGGCCGAACAAACCCGCCAAUGUUUUAAUCUUCACAACGAGUUGGCUGCAACUAGAACGAGGGCGGAAAGGGACGCCCGGGAGGUAGCGGCCGCUUUAGAAAGCGUCGAAGAGAAUUUGGAAAGGAGCAAUAGAAGAGCCGCUGCGGCCGAGAACGUAGCAACAAAGUUGCGACAAGAAAUAAAAGAUUUAAGGUCCGAAAUAGUUAAAUUGAAAUCGGAAAAUCACGCUUUAAAAAAUGGCGAAUGCUCGAGCGGCUCGAGCCGAGAUUACUUUAGCGCACCCAGAGAAAUGCCAUCUUAUCGUCUCGCCCAAGAUUUAAGAACCGCCGCCUCCACUGCGGAACAAUCUUUGAGGCAACUGCUAACCGGCGUGGAUAAUCUUCGAAUGAUGGCGUCCACUUUGGAGAAUUUGCACAGGAUCGAGGAGGACCGCCUCCACAUUUCCGACGACAACACCGGCCCCGCGCUGUAGUCUAAGAGGUGUAUGUAAAAAAGGAGAAGACCUUCAGAGACAUCUUUAACACGCAUAUUCGAAGAUUUCCUACUUUGCGAUAUUUACAACAAGGGGAAAAAAUAUAUGGCCUACAGUAGGUUGUACCAAAAUCUUUCUUUUCUGAAAAUUUCUAUUGAAAAUUGAAAAUUUGCAGCGUUUGAGGGCUACAUUAUUAAUCAAUAUUUAUUAAGCCUCUGUAGUUAACAUACCAUUAAUAUAUUUGACCUAUUAGAAGUAUCUGCUAAAUGCGUUGCUUCCUCAACUUAAAUACGUGGCUUGCUUAAUUGUGUAAUCAAUCCUUGUGUGAUCAAUCGUGUGUAAUCAAUCCUUUAUCUAAUGGUUAUUGCGUGAACAUCGUUAAUUUGAAUUGACAGACUAGAGAUUGUAAAGGAAAACAAGAGAAUUAUUAUGUUGUAUAUUUAAUUUUUUGAUUCUCGGUCAAAAACACAGUUGAUGCUUCUCAUAGGUCCAUCCCGUAUUAUUGACGUUUCAUAAAUUCCAAUUAAAUUUAAUUUUUUUGCACUUUUAUAAAAGUUUUCUCUAAUUAAUUCGCUUUUCUUGUAAUAUAAUAGCAAUUAAAUAAUUAAUCGCUUCGCAUUUGUAAAUAUAAAAUUACGUUUUCCUAAUAGCUACUAGAUUUUAUACAUGUGAUUUUCUUUCAGGCGAUAAAUUUAAUAGAUAUAUAAAAUUUCUCUAUUUAUACUAAGUUAUUUUGUGUAUAUAUAGGUUUAAAUUUCGAGUGGACCCUUUCGCAUAAGCCUGUGUAAUUCUUUCAAUAUAUUGAUUUUUAACAUUCA
This is a messenger RNA of Cylas formicarius (sweet potato weevil), 2233 nucleotides long. RefSeq lists its product as uncharacterized. The transcript has 8 exons. NCBI's taxonomy places the organism in Eukaryota, Metazoa, Arthropoda, Insecta, Coleoptera, Brentidae. Gene Ontology annotation, cellular component: recycling endosome; early endosome; midbody. The coding region runs from base 201 to 1415 and encodes 404 amino acids. Gene Ontology annotation, biological process: regulation of cytokinesis; positive regulation of cilium assembly; positive regulation of protein localization to cilium. The record is from RefSeq and is a predicted model, not a curated record.